CCCACCCAGCUCUCACUGAAUGCCACAGGGCACAGGAUGGAGACCUGCCUGAAAGUCCUGCUGCUCGUCGGGGUGGUCACAGCAGCCCUCACACCACCAUCAUCCCCUCUGCCAAGCCACGAGGAUGCGGUUUUAGCUGCAGUUCAGAUCUACAACCAAGAGCCAGGCACAACACUGGCCUAUCGGCUCCUGGAAGCUGAGCCGCAGCCAGAUUGGGACGUGUCUUCAAAAACUAUCCAGUCGCUGACCUUCACUGUGAAAGAGACAGUGUGCCUGGUAUCAGAGAAACGUGACCCCAACCAGUGUGAAUUCAAAGAAGACGGGCUGGUCAAAGACUGCUCUGGAUUCUUCUCCACUGAACAGGACCCCCCUUCCAUCAUUAUCAAAUGUGAGGAGGCGUCUGAGAAGCCUAAAGUCGUCACACGCUGGGGAAGUUGGGGGAGAAGCAUUGUUAGAGGUUUAUUUGGUAUCAUUGGCUAA
This is a messenger RNA of Gopherus evgoodei (Goodes thornscrub tortoise), 480 nucleotides long. RefSeq names its product cathelicidin-related peptide Oh-Cath-like. The record is from RefSeq and is a predicted model, not a curated record. Gene Ontology annotation, biological process: innate immune response; antimicrobial humoral immune response mediated by antimicrobial peptide; defense response to Gram-positive bacterium. Gene Ontology annotation, molecular function: lipopolysaccharide binding. Lineage: Eukaryota; Metazoa; Chordata; Testudines; Testudinidae. Bases 37 to 480 code for a protein of 147 amino acids. Gene Ontology annotation, cellular component: extracellular region. The transcript has 4 exons.